AGAGAGACAGAGAGAGAGAGAGAGGAAGAGAGAGAGAGAGGGGGAGGGAGGUGCUCAAUUAUCUGCUGUUCAAUUAUUAACUCAAAGAGUUUAAAAUAGAGAGGCAGAACUGAGAGCGACAGAGGUAAAGAGAGAACCAAAAGACUCAGAGAGACAGUCUACAGACAAACAGAGAGAGGUUUGGGUUGGUCAGCCUGUAACCACUCAGCUCUGACAGACAGACAGACAGACAGACAGACAGACAGGUGUUGGAUGUUAUUUAAGCGUUAUGGAGCUGCUACCCUCGCUGCUGUCCACGCUAAAGACUCUGGAUUCUGGGACUCUGGAAAAGGAGUACAAUGUGGUGCGUUCACAGACCUCCGUGUUGAAGAGAGGUCCCAGUCUGAGGACCGAGGUCGGCGCUCUGAAAGAAAACAUCAAGAAGAACCGAUACAAAGACAUCCUGCCAUAUGACCAGUCUCGAGUGGUGCUGUCUCUGCUGACCUCAGACUCUGACUCUGAUUACAUCAACGCCAGCUUCAUCCAGGGGGUAGCAGCAGGCAGCAGUUACAUCGCCUCUCAGGGCCCCCUCAGCUCCACUGUGAUUGACUUCUGGAGAAUGAUUUGGCAGUAUGACGUCAAGGUGAUAGUCAUGGCCUGCAGAGAAAUAGAGAUGGGAAAGAAGAAGUGUGAGUGUUACUGGUCUCCAGUUCAGCAGUCUGCUGCGUUUGGACCGUUUACAGUCAGCAACGAGGAGGAGACGCGUCCGAAUGAAGAGAUAGUGGUCAGAAAUCUGACCGUCACCUACCAGCAGGACAGCCGUUCCGUGACUCAGUAUCAGUAUCUGUCGUGGCCGGAUCACGAUGUUCCCUACGAGGCUGCAGGAGUCCUGGACCUGCUGGAGAGAGCCAGAGACAGCCAGGGAACACACACCUCGCCUCUGCUGGUACACUGCAGUGCGGGCUGUGGGAGGACCGGAGUCAUCAUUGCUCUCGACUACAUCCAUGACCUGCUGGUUACCGAGCAGAUCAACACGACAGACUUCAGCAUCAUGAACAUCGUCCUGGAGCUGCGGAGACAGAGACCCUCGGCAGUCCAAACUAAAGAGCAGUAUCAGUUCAUCUUCACAGCAGCCAUCUGUAUGUUCGAGCGACUCCUGAAGGCAGCCGACGAGCGUCAGCUUUACUCCAACCUGUCGCAGCAGCAGAAGAAACCCGUGAAACCACCUCCUGUCUCCAAGAGAUUGUCACAGCAGCCGGACAUGAAUGAUACGUACGCUGUGGUCAACAAGCCCAAACACCCCCCCACAGUAGACCCCGCCCACUCUGCUGUAGCCCCGCCCAGAUCCACCAGGACCCUGCCCCCGUCCCCGUCCCAUUACUAUGACAACGACCGUGCAGGAGCAUCGGCAGCGGCCGUCUACAGCAGCGUCAGACCUCGAACUAAACCAAACACCCUGCCGCUCUCGGUCACGCCCAUCUACGACACGGCACAGCCAUCCAAUCACAGGCUGGAGGAGGGGCUGCUUCCAGUUAAACGUCUUUCAUCAACGGACCACGAUUAUGAAGAUUUGUCACCGUCAGUCCCGGACAUGACCCUCUGCUCACCUGGCGGUAUCGGGUUUAACUGUCGUAUUCAGAAGCCGAGAGGACCCCGAGACCCUCCGGCCGAGUGGAGCCGCCUGGAGAGAUGAAGCCGUUAAACUUCACUGGUUCCCUUCACUAACAGACUGGGAAGAUAAACAGGGUUUUAUUAACGUUUUUGUAACUAUUUUGAUGCUUCAUUUGACAUUUUGUCGAAAUUUCCAGUGAGGGUGUAUUUGAUGUCCAUUAAGUAAUGUUGGAAUUUCCCCCGCCGAUUGUCACAAUAAAAUACCAAGGAUAGCUGUCUGUCCGCAUCUAUUUGGGAAGGCUUGAGCCUACAUUACCUGUCGCCCACGGUCGAAACGCCCUCAAAGAAAUGCCUAAAACAU
Messenger RNA from Sander lucioperca (pikeperch), 1951 nucleotides. RefSeq names its product protein tyrosine phosphatase non-receptor type 18. Gene Ontology annotation, biological process: peptidyl-tyrosine dephosphorylation. Gene Ontology annotation, cellular component: cytoplasm; nucleus. Bases 269 to 1672 code for a protein of 467 amino acids. Lineage: Eukaryota; Metazoa; Chordata; Actinopteri; Perciformes; Percidae. The record is from RefSeq and is a predicted model, not a curated record. The transcript has 17 exons. Gene Ontology annotation, molecular function: non-membrane spanning protein tyrosine phosphatase activity.